Messenger RNA from Funneliformis mosseae, 345 nucleotides. NCBI's taxonomy places the organism in Eukaryota, Fungi, Glomeromycota, Glomeromycetes, Glomerales, Glomeraceae. The record is from the annotation of a GenBank genome assembly.
AUGUUUGAGGCAAAUGAAACAUCUGAACAACGUAAAAAAAGAUUAGCCAGAGAGAGAAAAAGUAAAUCCAGAAAAAAACAAAAGAAUGAUAAUACAGAAGAGAUAGAAAUCAUAAAAGCAAGCUGUACUUCUCCAAUACUUAUGAUGUGUUGUGCCAAUGGUAAAAUCCACUUACCACCUUUACUUCAACCCCCACCAUAUAUAUUGGAUCUGUAUACUUCAUCGGCUUCAAAUGCAGAUUCUUUUUUCUAUCAUCGUAUCGGUCAAUUAUUGCCAGAUGAAGGUCAUUCGCCUACAUUUGCCCAACUAUACAUAUAUGAUACUGCACAUGAAAGUCAAAACUGA